Molecule: messenger RNA, 627 nt
Organism: Nerophis lumbriciformis (worm pipefish)
Lineage: Eukaryota; Metazoa; Chordata; Actinopteri; Syngnathiformes; Syngnathidae
Source: RefSeq, a predicted model, not a curated record
AUGGCAAACUUUAAUUUGUAUAUGAUCAGCUGUUUGCUCCUUACUUCCACACUGAACUGGCAUACAACUACAUCAAUGCCGGUGCACAACCACCUGAGCACGGACAAGUUCUUAAAAUGCUCGCCGCUCUUUAGGAGCCUCUUGACUAAUAUCAGUGGACUUGUUAUCAAAAGUGAAAUUAUGUGUUAUGGCAUCCCAUCCAGUAACGCAAAUGUGAGCAGCACAGCUGAGACAGCUCAAGCCUGCGCACCUAAUAUGCAACAGAGUUUGACCUGCAUGGCCCAAAGGAAUACGUCCUUUAAUGAGAGUGGAUGUGUGAUGAGCAUCAUGAAGGACGUGACCUACUAUGAUGCUCUCAUUCAGUCGUACCUUAAGUUGGAUCACAGGAGUGCCGAAGAAGAAAAGCUCCUCAACUCCACCUUGAAAAUAAUCCACAACCUGAAGGUGUGCAGGGGUCUUUUUUGGGGUGGACUGAACUCUGCAUGGGAGGACGUGCCCCACAUGUGGGAAAGGGACAGCUUCAAAGACCGACAUGCGAUGUGCGCGAUAAUGAGGGGCUUCCAAAUCAGAGCUGUCACCAUUAAUAGAGCGAUAGGCUACAUCUCAUCUGGAGACCACCUAAAGUGA